AUGGUGGGCUCCACGGCGAAGGAGGGCGCCGACGACGCAUUGAUGUUAUCAACGGUUGCUGAGGCUAUAAUGCAAGCUCGAAGUACUGUGAACAACUUAACAGACCCAAAACCCACGACUCCUCCGACGGCGCCUCUGCCACUCGCGCCUCCGCCGCGGGCGGACCUGCCGGCGCCGCCGCUGUCAGUCCGGUGGUCACCUGAACCGGAGGGGCGCCUCUCGCCGCCGCAACGGCCCCACCUCCGGCCGCCGCCGCCGCCGCCGCCGCCGACGACGACGACGACGUGUUCCUCCGCUGCACCAGAACCGAUGGACGCUGAGGCUGCAGUCACGCCGCCGCCGCCGUCACCUAUGGAGGUCGUCGCCCCGCCUCCUCAUCCGAGCAUACCCAGUGGCGGUGCGCGGCCUGGGCAGGUUUUCCAUGGGGCGUUUUCUUCGGGGACGCGGGUGGACAGCGCGCCCCAGCAGUUCCGCUGUCUGCCCCCUGCCCCCUCAGUUCCGCCGCCCCUGGCGCAGCUCAAGGAUUUUUUUCUGGAAUGCGAGGAACGUCGGGGGGAGGAAAAGCGAACUCUCCCUGUGGAAAGCACACAACCAGAACUGCCAUCUUACAUGGCAGAAAUGGAAGCCAAUUUUGUGGUGAUGCUGGAGGGCGAAAACAUAAACCACCAAAACGUUCUGGAACAGCCUCCAGCAGAGAAAUCACAGCAGCAACCGUGA
Molecule: messenger RNA, 717 nt
Organism: Schistocerca nitens (vagrant locust)
Lineage: Eukaryota; Metazoa; Arthropoda; Insecta; Orthoptera; Acrididae
Product: inverted formin-2-like
Exons: 4
Coding region: 1-717 (238 amino acids)
Source: RefSeq, a predicted model, not a curated record